Messenger RNA from Paralichthys olivaceus (Japanese flounder), 1029 nucleotides. Its product is annotated as phospholipase A2-like. Gene Ontology annotation, molecular function: phospholipid binding; calcium ion binding. The record is from RefSeq and is a predicted model, not a curated record. Lineage: Eukaryota; Metazoa; Chordata; Actinopteri; Pleuronectiformes; Paralichthyidae. Gene Ontology annotation, biological process: phospholipid metabolic process; lipid catabolic process; arachidonate secretion.
GUGGGAAAUGUUCUUGCAUGUUUGUUUGUGUUUGAAUCACGGAGCCCGUGCGCUGUGAGGCGUGCGACCAUAUACAGCAUUAACAACUGACAGGGCUGUGGGGCCACACGGCCCGAUGCUCGAUAUAUAAAGAGGGCCUGAACUUUGAGCUGGAGCUGUGGCUGAAGCUCUGACUCUCAGGAUGAACACCCUCCACGCUCUGGUUCUCGUGGCUGUGGUCGUGUCUAGCUACGACAGGGCGCUACACCAGUUCAGGAAAAUGAUCCAGUGCACGAUGCCCGGCAGCAAGCCGAUUUUGAACUACGCUGACUACGGCUGCUAUUGUGGAUAUGGCGGCAAUGGCACGGCUGUGGACGAUCUGGAUAGGUGCUGCCAAGUGCACGACAAUUGUUACGGUGACGCCAUGCAGCUCGACGAAUGCUGGUCCAUCCUCGACAACCCUUACACCAAGGUCUACUCCUACAGCUGUGAGGAAGCAAACAAGACGGUCACCUGUGGCAAGGAUAACAACAAUUGUGAGAUGUUCAUCUGCGAGUGUGACAGGAAGGCCGCCGAGUGUUUCGCCAGGUCGCCUUGGAUCCCAGAGCACGAGCACAUGCCCAGCGACCAUUGUCAGUAAAGACCUCCGCAGUAUAUCGAACGCAGGAUUCAUUCCUACACACCCAUCGUUGAGCUCUCAGGAGUGGCAGAUUGUUUUUGACAGCUCAUUGAAAUAUUCACUUCGACUCUGUCACAUUCACAGUAUCGUGAUUUAUUUUCUGCUUCUGUCAUUUUUUCCUGUGCAUAAACGUCUGUUGUUCCCUCCAUGUGCUGAAUCUUUUGUUAGCUGUGGAUCUGCUUCCCUCAUUAAGUGAAGGCCAGUUAUUCACAGGUAUAAUCCUAACUCAAGGUUCCAAUAGAGGGCGCUCUCAUCUAGCUUUUUCUUUCCUUGCUUGCAGGAAGUAAUAUACAGACUGUCGACUUUAACAUUUGCUCUUUAUCCAAUAAUACAAAUACUUCCAGUCAAUAAAGAAGAUAAAAAAAUGAGAA